AUGUCGUCGGGUACGAAAAAGAAGACGGUUUACAUGACGAUGGAUCUGCAGGAGGAACGGCACGAUCAGCCGUGGACCUCCUAUCACAUUGAGACCUCGAAGCGGUUGGAUGCGAUUUUGAACAGAUUGAAGGUGCGCGCUAUUGAGAACACGUGGAACUAUCAAUUAUCCCAUGUGAUCCCAACUUUGUACGAUUAUCAGUCUUGGUCCUGAGUAUCUUCCUUGAAAAUUUUACCUCGAUUGAAUUACCGGCUUCUUAGAUAUCACAACGCUUCACAAAAAAAGCCACUUUGUAGAAAAAUCAGCCUCAACUGAAAAACGCAAUAAAUUUCAGGAAUCUGGUCUCUACGAGAACGCCGCCAUCGAGCAUCUUCCGCGUCGAAAAGCGACGAAGGAGGAGUUGGAACUGGUGCACACGCCGAGAUACGUGCAGGCCAUCGAGAACUCUUCCCGUUACACAACGGUAGGCUUCCUGGAAACCUUCUCGGCGCCUCCAAACCGGUUCCCAUUUGCAGCACUCGCAAAUGGAAGAGUUCUGCACUUACUACGAGGACAUCUUCGUUUGCGAGCACACGUGGAACCGCGCGUGUCUCGCCGCCGCCACGGCCAUCGACCUUGUCGGCCGCGUGGCGGACUCCGGCUCCGACGGCAUCGCGUUCGUCCGACCGCCCGGUCACCACGCCUCGCCGGACGCCGGCUGCGGCUUCUGCAUAUUCAACAACGUGGCGCUGGCGGCGAGCCACGUGGCGGCGCGCGGAAAGAGAGUCAUGAUUGUGGAUUACGAUGUGCACGCGGCGAACGGUACACAGGAGUGUGUUGAGCGGAUCGGGGGAGGGACGGUCAAAUUGGCGAGCAUCCAUCGGUACGAGCACGGACGCUUCUGGCCGAAUAUUUCCCAAUCCGGCAUUUAUCAUGAUGGUUAGCUUCAAGGAUUGAACUUUCGAUUAUCAAUGAGCCAAUUGGUUCCUUUUGGUUUAGACUUCGAUUUGUAGCCGAAAAUCCCUGGGUUUUUGCGGAAUUUCCCCAUAUGAUUAUUGAUAAUUGCUGUCCUCCUUUGCCCACCCUAAAGUCUCCCAUUUUCAGACAAGAACACGAUGAACCUGCCGCUCAACGCGAUCGACCUGACCGACGCGGACUACCUGGCCCUGUUCACCCAGUGCAUCCUGCCUGCCAUCCACGCUCAUCGCCCCGACGUCAUCAUCGUCUCGUCGGGCUUCGACGCCUCGCUCGGAGACCCCGAAGGUUGCAUGAAAGUGACGCCGGCCGGAUUUGCGACGAUGGUCCGUAAGCUGCAGGAGACGGGCGUCCCGGUGGCGGCGAUUCUCGAGGGCGGCUACUUUCUCGACGCACUGGCCGCCGACUCCGAAUGGGUCGUUCGGACCCUCCUUGGCGAGACGAUUCCGAGGGUGGAGGUGCAGAAAAUCGACGUGUCGGUGGUGGAUACGAUUGCGAGAAUCCACGCGAAAUACGAGAAGACGUCGUCGUUUUACGCGAAGAUUCUGGAACUCCGUCGACUUUUGGAGCUUCCCGUCUUCGUCGAAUCCGGCGAAAUGUCGGACUACGAGGGAGAGCGGCUCGCGAAGUACCCGUACGAUACACGUGGCAUUUACGUGCCGUUCUCCGCCGGAAUCGAGUUGGCGUUCAAGACGGAGCUUGAGAAUAUUCUGGAGAGCUAUAAAAAUGCAACGACAGCUCCGCAGAUUCCGUUCGAAAUCGUUGACGACGUUGCCGACGACUUUCUGGGCGUUCGUGACGGAAAACUGGUGAUUGGCGGCGGGAAAGCGGCGAAAUUGUUCGCGCAGCUCGUGUUUUUAGCUCCAAUCGAUCCGCUUUUCGUGACGGAGACUAUCGGAACGGAUCCAGUCGACUUCAACGCCGUCACGCUCGACAAAACGCUGAAAGAGCUGAAAAAUAUCCCGAUUUUUAAAAUUUUGCCACUUUUGCAAUGA
This is a messenger RNA of Caenorhabditis sp. 36 PRJEB53466, 1949 nucleotides long. The record is from the annotation of a GenBank genome assembly. NCBI's taxonomy places the organism in Eukaryota, Metazoa, Nematoda, Chromadorea, Rhabditida, Rhabditidae.